UUGAUUACAAUUGAAAGUUCAGAGGUCUAAAGUGAAGUUAUCCAUUUUAAUUCAAAUUUUCGAAAGGCAUAGGCAUGCUUCACCCUGCAAAGCUGAAUUAGGUCCAAUGGAUUACUACCAACUCGAACUUGAAGUAGAAUUGUUAUGUUCCACUCAUCUUAGGAGUGCGUUCAGUCCCACGAUUUCGUAAGCUAAAAGCAGGUUUUUCAACAAAAUUGUAGAAAGUGUUCCGAUUAAAAGUACAUUUAAAAAUACAUGAUUUUAAAGUCCUUAAGCAACACGUAUUCUUUCCCACUGGUGUGAGAAAAGUACUAGUUCAUAUUAUGAAAGCUAAUGAAAUCCAUGAUGAUGACUCAUGCAAUUAAUUACUUUGCAUCAACUUUUUCGCUGGAAAGUCCUGAUUUAUGAAAGUGGAUUAAGCAUCAAACAAAUGAUUAUUAGGAUUGAUAACUUCAUCAUAAUUACAUAUUUCACGAUGGAAAGGGUGUUUCUUACAUGUUUCCCACCUCUAUGCAGAGGAAAACCAUCUUCUUCCACCAACGUUAAUAUUGAUGAAUCUGUCAGCUUAUUUUCUUCUCUAGUUUCCGACAUCGACACGCUUCAAACAUGGCUACUGCCUGAAGGUUCCAUUUCCCUUCGAUGGUGCUCUGAAGCCACUAAUCUCCUGAGGAAGAUGCACUCCCAGCUGCUUCUCUUUUACCAGAAAUCUGAGAUACCCAGUUCGUUGGAUUGUAUAAAUAUCUUGGAUGUUUACAUGAAAGAGACCAUCAAUCUCCUUGAUUUAUGCAACUCUCUAAACUCAGCCAUUUCUUGGAUGGGAAGGUAUCGGCUAACGGUCGACCUCGCCGUUAGAAAGUUCUGUGACGACCAGAUUGCAGAUGUUGCAGCGAUCAAAGCUGAGAUUGAGAGAUUAGAAAAUGAGAGCAAGAAAAUUUGUGGGGUUGAGAAGAGGAAAUAUAAGAAUAUGUUCAAGAUCGCCGCCAUGGCUGAAACUAAGAGCAAGAAUCGUCAUCAUCAUCAUGAUAGCACUAUCCGUUUCAUCUACGCCGUUAAAAGCACCAUUGAUGUAAUGGGCAUGCUUCUUUUUUCCGCAAUUCUCUAUCCAGUUUCUGAUAUUGGAGAGUACGAGGAAGUUUAUCGUUGGUUUCCUCAGCUGAAGUUUUUCUCAGCUUCUCUUGGGAAGCUUGUGGGGUGCUGCUUGAAGGAGAAGGAUUGUGCAAGGUCGGUUUUGGUUGAGAAUAUGGUUAUUGAGAAGGCGGUUUUGGAUAUUAAAGAGGAGGUUUUGAAGGGGGAAGAAGGUGCGGAUCGGGAAAGGCUAAGGACGAGUAUCGAUUUGCUGAAGAGAAGCUCUUUGGCUCUCAAAGAGGGCAUGGAGAUGUUUGAAGCUGUAGUGAAAGAGCUGUUUGCAGAGGUUGAGGAUGGAAGGGAUAAGUUGCUGGCUAUGGUGGUCAAUGGAAAGUAGUGGUAAUAGAUCGGUUGAUGUAUAAAAUAAUUCUUCAUUUGUAAGUUAUAACAAUGAUGAAAGUAUUGUCAUUUUUGAUAUAUACACAUGAAUGCGAAAGAAAUAGGUGGUGACAAACAUACAGAAAAUGUAUCUGAUAUAUAUAUUUUGUAUGUAUUUUU
Molecule: messenger RNA, 1623 nt
Organism: Corylus avellana
Lineage: Eukaryota; Viridiplantae; Streptophyta; Magnoliopsida; Fagales; Betulaceae
Source: RefSeq, a predicted model, not a curated record